Aureobasidium subglaciale EXF-2481 is the source of this 1626-nucleotide messenger RNA. RefSeq lists its product as uncharacterized. NCBI's taxonomy places the organism in Eukaryota, Fungi, Ascomycota, Dothideomycetes, Dothideales, Saccotheciaceae. The transcript has 5 exons. Gene Ontology annotation, cellular component: membrane. Gene Ontology annotation, biological process: amino acid transmembrane transport. The record is from RefSeq and is a predicted model, not a curated record. Gene Ontology annotation, molecular function: amino acid transmembrane transporter activity. Bases 1 to 1626 code for a protein of 541 amino acids.
AUGAAGGAUUUCCCUGAGGUUGCCGUUUCGACUACUAAAGAUGUUGGCGACGUCGAAAAUGCUGGCGCGCGCAACCACACCAAGCGUGGGCUGUCGUCGCGUCAGGUUCAAUUUCUGGCUCUUGGUGGUGCCAUUGGUACUGGGCUCUUCGUAGGCUCUGGAGCAGUGUUGUCCUCGGUCGGUCCAGCUCCGUUGCUCAUGGGCUACAUCGUAAUGUCCUUCGUCGUCUAUGGUGUCAUGAACGUACUCGCCGAAAUGACUACCUACCUACCUCUCGAGGGACUCUCGGUACCCUACUUUGUCAAUCGCUUCGUCGAUCCCAGUCUCGCUUUCGCCAUGGGAUGGAACUACUGGUACACCUUUGCCAUGCUCCUAGCGGCCGAGGUAACGGCGGCGGCGAUCAUCAUUCAGUACUGGACAGAGAGCGUGCCCGUCGCUGUAUGGAUCGCCAUCAUCCUCCUGGUCAUUCUGGCCUUGAAUAUUGUCGCCGUUUCAUUCUUUGGUGAAGCCGAGUUUUGGUUCGCAUCCAUCAAGAUCUUGGCCAUCCUUGGUCUUAUCGUUCUUGGUGUUGUGCUAUUCUUUGGAGGAGGACCAAAUCAUGAUCGUCUUGGUUUCCGUUACUGGAAGGAGCCUGGUGCUUUCAACCCUUUCAUCGCCAAAGGGAAUUCAGGCAAAUUCCUCGCAUUUUGGUAUGCGUUCAUCAAAUCUGGAUUCGCUUUUAUUAUGAGCCCUGAGCUGGUGGUAACGGCAGCUGGUGAAGCUGAGGCGCCUCGCCGUAACAUACCCAAGGCUGCUAACAGAUUCAUCUAUCGUCUUUUUGCUUUCUACGUCAUGGGUACGCUUGUUAUCGGAGUGACGGUGGCAUACAACGACAAGUCCCUGCUCAACGCCAUCAACAACGGAGAACAUGCUGCCGGAGCAUCUCCCUUCGUCAUUGCCAUUCAAAACGCCGGCAUCAAAGGUCUCAACCACGUCAUCAAUGCUGCCAUCUUGACCUCAGCAUGGUCAUCAGGAAAUGCCUGGCUCUUCUCGGGCUCCCGCAUGCUCUACUCCCUCGCCCUCACAAAGCAAGCCCCCAAGAUCUUCCUUCGUUGCAACAAAAACGGCGUUCCAUGGGUCGCAGUCCUCUUCACUUUCUCCAUCGGCUGUCUCGCCUUUUUGAAUGUCAGCAACAGUGGCGCCAAUGUCUUCAACUGGUUUACCAACAUCACCACAAUUUCUGGCUUCAUCGCUUGGAUUGUGGUUCUCAUAACAUACCUUCGCUUCCGCAAAGCCAUGAUCUUCCACAACAUGUUGGAGCAACUUCCCUUCCGCACACCCCUUCAACCAUACUCUUGUUAUUUCUCCCUCAUCAUCAUGGUCUUGGUUACUUUGACAAAUGGCUUUUACGUUUUCGUCCCUAGCAAGUGGAAUGUCUCGGACUUUUUGGUUUGCUACAUCACAAUACCCAUCUUCCUGGUCUUGUGGUUUGGCCACAAAGUGUACACCAAGAACUGGAAGUGGUGGAUUCCAAUCUCCGAGGUUGAUGUUUGGAGUGGCAAGGAUCUUGCCGACGCUGAAGAGUUGGAGUAUAAAGUCCGCGAGCCGCGAAACUUUGCCGAAAAGAUAUGGUUCUGGGUUGUGUAG